Molecule: messenger RNA, 618 nt
Organism: Danio rerio (zebrafish)
Lineage: Eukaryota; Metazoa; Chordata; Actinopteri; Cypriniformes; Danionidae
Source: RefSeq, a predicted model, not a curated record
AUGCUGGCUGAAGUGGUGGAGCAGCUGAAGAAGACAAGACUCCAAACUGAUGUUCCUGCUAGUCGUUUAAAGGAGAAACAGAGAGCAAUCAAAGAAAGAACUGAGCAGAAACAGAAAGCCAUUAAGCAGCUGAGAGAAGCUAUUGAGUCUCAUAAGCGUUCUACACAGACAACAGUGGAGGACUGUACAAGGGUCUUCACAGAACUGAUCUGCUUUAUUAAGAGAAGUUGUUCAGAGUUGACAGAGCAGAUCCGAGAUCAAGAAAGGGCUGCAGUGAGUCGAGCUGAAGGACUUAUGGAGCGAUUGAAGCAAGAGAUUGAUCAUCUGAAGCGGACAAACACUGAAUUAGAGCAGCUUUCACACACUGACUGCAAUCAUAUCCGUUUUCUUCAGAAUCUGAAGUCUCUCUCAGCUGUUCCUGACUUUACAGACAACCUCACUUUCGAUUUCUUCUUUUCCUUCAAUGGUGUGAGAAAAUCUGUCUGUCAUCUGAAACAGAAAAUGGAGGCUUUCUGCAAAGAAGAAAGGAAAAAGAUAUCUGUCACACACAGCGACAUUGUUCCCAAGACCAGAGAGGAAUUUCUUCUGUGUAAGUGACAAGAAAACAAGUACAACACU